GAAGCCGGCGGAUGGUGUAAAUGGAAAUUUAGAAACGCAAGAAGCAGGGUAAGGAAAAAAAAAGAACGUUAACAUGUUUAUAAAUAAAAUAACGUUAGUGACUGUAGGUAUCGCAAGUAAUUUUUUAAUCACGUCGACAAUUUGACUUCUCUUUCUUCUUUCACAUCGACGUCAACGCGCUCUGUUUUCCAGAUUCGGAAAAGCCGUUCGCGUCAUCUUCAGUGACGCAGCAACAGAAUCGUCGAGAGGCUGCAGGCAUGGGUCGACAUGUAGUCGAGAGGUCUGCCACUUGUGUUCGCAUACGUGUACCAGGAAGCUCGUUCAAAAAAUUAUUUGCUCCCCACACUGAAGAAGUCACGCAAGAUUGUAGGUCAUGUCUGAGCGAUCCCGCCUGGUGGGAAAGUUCGGGCAUCAACAUCGUCACGAAGACGAUGGCACGAGCUAUGGCUCACGAGCUCCUGCAGUUGACGGCGUUCCACGCGACUGCGAGCAGCCGCAAGCAGCAGCUCUGCCCCUCCGUCGCCGUCUUCAGUCAGUCCUCUUUCACGCCCUGCGUCAUCCUAAAAUGAUGGCCCUCUGGAAGGACCCGAAGGCCGUCUCGGCCACUGGCGACGGGAGCCGGUCGCCAUCUUCGGCCGUCGAGGAUUUGCUAAAGAAGCCACAGCCCGGACACGAGGAGAAGAGUCGCACCAGCCAUACGAAGAAACAUCGCUCGCCGAGUCGAACGCGCCACCGCCGCCGCCACCAGUCCAAGGACAGGCAGCACGAGGAACUGCUGCUGCAUGACACCGGCGGCGCUGACGUCACCUCGAAACUCGAACGCACCGCCUUGCCGGCCGCCAAGAGCCCAUCGCGAGUGACACCAUCGAAUGAGGAGGUAGCGGCAACGGUGUCGGCGCCUCCCCCGGUGCCGGCGAACGUCGAGCCGCUGCCGGCGUGCGGCCGCCUGUUGGGUGGUAUGCGACGGCCCGGCUGCGUGGUGGUGUUCUUCUGCUGCUGCGCUUUCCUCCAGGGCCUCAUCACCAACGGCUGCGUCAACUCGAACCUGGCGACGCUCGAGAAGCGCUAUCAGCUGCGCAGCGUGGAGUCCGGACUCAUCGGCAGCCUGUACAGCGUCGCCUCGCUCGUGGUUCUCCUGCCGGUGACGCACUUCGGCAAGGACAAGAACAAACCGCUGAUGAUGGCGUUCGGCACGUGCUUGAUGGGCGUCGGCACGCUCACCAUGGCGCUGCCGUACUUCGUGGGGCCGCCGUACUCGUUCAGCCAGCCGAGGCCCGACACCUGCGAGCUGGCCACCAGCAUCACGGUCAACGACAGCGUCCCUGAGUGCGAUCCCGGCGCGGGUGACCUGCGCGAAUACAAGUGGUUCUUCUGGAUCGGCAAUUUCAUCAACGGCAUCGGCACGGCGCCUUAUUUCACGCUGGGCAUCGCCUACUUGGACGAGAACUUCCGACGAUCCGUCUCUUCCAAGUACAUCGCCGCUUUUCAAGCGAGUGCCGUUGUGGGGCCGGCCACAGGAUUCGUCGUCAACGGGAACUUCUUGAAAUAUUACGUCGAUCAAGGCGUCAAUCCAACGCUGCUCGGGCUGACACGCGAGAGCACCGCGUGGGUCGGCGCUUGGUGGCUGUGCUUUCUCUACGCGGGGCUUUUGUGCUUUGCUCUGGCCUUGCCCGUUAGUUUUCUACCGGCAGAGCUGCCAGACCACGCUAUCGUCAUGGCAGAAAAGAAGCUUGAUGACCAAGACAAGCCCCUGGGUCAAUCGGAAGGAAACCUACAGGCAACAGUGCUUGAUUUGCUGAGCAUAAAGCCGUUCGUCCUCGUUUGCUUUGCCGGUUCCGCUGAGCUGAUGGUCGCAAGCGGCCUGUCUUCAUUUCUGGUGAAGAUGCUGCAGGCGCAGUUUAGCAUGACCGCGUCCACAGCUUCAAUGAUUAUGGGCUCCGUGACCAUACCGACGGCCAUGGUGGGCGUUAUGUUAGGAGGCAUGGUCAUUUCUCGCUUCCAGCUGGGCGCCACGGGCAUCGUGCGCCUCUGCGUGCUCGUGCUUCUCGUGCCCAUCGUUCUGGUCAGCGUGCUGCUCUUCCAUUGCGGCAACAUCCCCUACCGGAACGUCCAGUACGACGUCGGAGUUGCAGGCGUGGCGAGCGUGAAUGUCUCUCUGAAGGAGUCGUGCAACAGCCGCUGCAGCUGCACCACGACACGCUUCAAUCCCGUCUGCGGCCGCGACGGCUACACCUACUACUCGCCGUGCUUCGCCGGUUGCCUGCGCGAGUAUGCCACGGCGAACAGCAGGGCGUACUCGCAGUGCCUGUGCAUCAACCACACGGCCUCGGCGCCUUCGCUGGCGCAUAAGGGCGACGGAGCCAGUGGCCAGGGUGGCAGCACGAGCCCGUUCGGCACGGUGACGGGCACUAUGGUCGCCAUCGACGCUGUGCGAAACAAGUGCCCCAACCCAUGCGGCCUGGUCAAUGUCUUCAUACCCAUCCUGGCUGCCAUCGUGUUCGCCACGUUCUUCCUCAGCACGCCUGCCGUCGCGGCCAUUCUCAGGUGUAUUCCUGAGAAGGACAAGUCCGUCGGCCUCGGAAUUCAAUGGAUCAUCGUGCGGGCUUUCGGGUUAAUACCCGCGGGCGCCGCGUUCGGGCACACCAUCGACGCGAGCUGCGUGCUGUGGGAGGAGCCGUGCGGGUCGUCGCAGGGCGCAUGCGCCAUCUACGACAACAUGCUGCUCAACCGCAACGUCUACUUCCUCAUCCUGGCGCUCAAGAUGGCCUCGUUUUUCUGCUUCGGGCUGGCACUCUACUUCCUCCACGAGCCAUCACCACCGCCCGUGUCCGUAGCCGCCUUGCCCGACUGACUCCCGCGGGACUUUGAAAGCGUUGCAGAAGAAAAAAAAAUA
Molecule: messenger RNA, 2893 nt
Organism: Rhipicephalus sanguineus (brown dog tick)
Lineage: Eukaryota; Metazoa; Arthropoda; Arachnida; Ixodida; Ixodidae
Product: solute carrier organic anion transporter family member 4A1
Exons: 13
Coding region: 374-2851 (825 amino acids)
Biological process (GO): sodium-independent organic anion transport; transmembrane transport
Cellular component (GO): membrane
Molecular function (GO): protein binding
Source: RefSeq, a predicted model, not a curated record